Molecule: messenger RNA, 925 nt
Organism: Centruroides sculpturatus (bark scorpion)
Lineage: Eukaryota; Metazoa; Arthropoda; Arachnida; Scorpiones; Buthidae
Product: plasmolipin-like
Exons: 4
Coding region: 217-732 (171 amino acids)
Cellular component (GO): membrane
Source: RefSeq, a predicted model, not a curated record
AAAUUUUAAACGAAAACAGCUUCUUAUGAUUUCAUUACAUCUUUUCUUAAUUAAAUGAUCAUAACCGUUGCCGUUGCUCAACUACCAAAAUAUUUACAAUGUGCGACGUGGGCAGAGAUUUUUCUCUUUAUGACGUCACACUUCGGUACGUAGUGUUCGGUUUAAAAUCCGAUAGAGUGAAGCGAUUCGUGGCGAGUCGAAGAAAAAUUCUGAAAAAUGCCACACACGGUUACGGUUCGUACUACCACGACUGCCACAACUGGAACUUUCAAUGCCGGAUUUUUAAAAUCAUGGCCCGGAAUAUUGAAAUUACUCGAAACGGUGAUUGGGGCUGUUGUUUUGGGUCUCGUAGCCUAUUAUGGAACCCAUUUUAAUACUCAUUCCAUAGAUGGUUUUGGAGCUAAAUCGGAACAUACUUACCUUUUCCUGGUUUCAUUCGGAUGUCUUCUACCCACCCUUCUCCUCCUGGUUACUUCCGUAUCUUCGGUGAUGUCAUCAACCCUUAUACCAAAAACUCUUUUCGAAGUGGUCUUCAACGUAUUUGCAUUCCUGCUUUAUCUAAGUGCCGGUUUGGCAUUGCUGAUUGUUUUAAUUAAACAGAAGCAUCAUUACCUGAAAGAUGCUGAACACGAUGGCAAAAUCGCAGCUUCGGUAUUGGGCUUGAUAAAUGCGGUUUUAUACGCCACAAGCACUUCGUUUUCGUAUAAAGCUUACAAGAAUACUUGCAGUUAACCGUUUACAGAAGUACAAAAAUUAUGUUUAACGAUUUAUAAAGUUCGUAUAGCUUCGAAGUAAUGUAAUUUGGCUUAUAUACGCCGCAUAUAAAGGAAUAUUGUAAAAAAACCAGGAAGCAAUAACAAUUUUUAAUAUAUUUUUUGUAAUCUUUAUUAAAGUAUCAUCAGAAAGGAUGUAUUUAUGAUAUUUU